CUUUGAUACACUCGCGAACAUCCAUCGACUUCACAGUUUUGUAUCCUAACUAUUACAUGACAACUCGUACCAAUAAGCAUAGGUCGUAGUUUUGGCUAUUGCUGGCAUAAAACAUAUUGAUACAGAGGUCUAUCACCAUGGCUGACAAAGACUUGAUUAACAACGUCAAGCGCCUCAAACUCCGUCGCGAGGCUGUUGAGGAGAUUGUUCAGGAUAAGGCAGUUGAUACACCAGCUACUGACAGCUCCCCGACUUUACAACAUUCAACCCCAGCCUUACGUCGCAAGCGUACACAACAUUCGCGGCAGCCCCAAUCCCCUUACCCGCGCCCAUAUACGCUGGCUGCUGUCAGACAGACCAGAUCCGCCAGCUACCAGGAAGCGGCCAAUCUCAUCCAGAGAAAUCAGGCAGUGGAGCCACAGCAGGAAUUGAGGAAGCCAGAAAAGGCCUUGAAGACUGACAUCUCUAGCUCCACCAACGGCCCGGCGAGUACGAGUAACGCAUCUUCACAAGGCGCUCUGCUCCCUGCACCAAAUGUGCCAUUUGUCGGUCCUUCCACCACUUCUGAGAGACCGAACGCGCUUAGCCCCAUUCGCACUCUUGCUCGAUGCACACCUCAACCCAACAAGACCAUCCCUGUCAUCCCAGCUGGCAGCCCGACACAACUGCAUCGAACUCAGGAACGAAAGCGAAAUAGCCAUACAGGUCGUCUGACCUCGACGCACCUUUGCUCGCGAUACAGCUCGACCGGAUCGUGUCCGAAUGGUUUGAACUGCCUUGGUCUUCAUGACGACAAUAAACUCGCCCUCUGUCCUGCCGUUUUGCACAAUGUCCGUUGUUUACUAGGCCAGACUUGCGACCUCAGCCAUGUUCCUUCGCCUGAAAGAUCCCCAAUCUGCAGGUUCUUCCAAAUCGGCCGAUGCGAUCGGGGUAAUUGCGUCUACGCUCAUACUCUUGUGGAUCCCGAUGCGCCCUUGUGCGAUGAUUUUGCUUAUGCUGGCUAUUGUGACCGAGGUGCCCAAUGCCGCUACCGUCAUCUCCGGCAAUGCCCCGAAUUCGCGAGCACGCGUGGUUGCAACGACACCGGAUGCCGUCUUCCCCAUGUUGUCCGGUCCAGCCAGAGAGUGCGCCGGCGGGUCGAUGGAUCUGCGAUGUCAAGUGGAUCGAUGACUCUCGAGGGCUCCCCCGUUAAGAAUAAGCUGAAUUAUGGACCGGAUUCAAGCGCGCCCGCGCCCGGAUCUGUUGAGGAACCCAUGGAAGGCCCAGGAGACUUCACUCAAGAGCAAGACUUCAUUGGAUUGUAGGUGAUCCCUCACCCCCACCGCAUCAUCAAGAUUUGAGCCCUGGAAAUUUGAAAGCCCGGUGAUGGAGCAUGCAGGUUUCAGUGAGUGUGAUGGUUCAAAAGGGUUGUGCGCAAGGAUAAUGGAAGUCUGUAUGGAGUCAAGAAUAUGCUGCGAGAAUGAGGCGGCACGGGGCUCGUUUUCAUUUGCAAUCGCAGGAAAGGAAAGGAAUUGCCCCCUUGAUCUGUGCCUAGAAGUGUAUGAAUUCAUGAAGCCAUGAGAAUUGACCAGUAUCACCUCG
Messenger RNA from Exophiala dermatitidis NIH/UT8656, 1581 nucleotides. RefSeq lists its product as uncharacterized. Bases 138 to 1304 code for a protein of 388 amino acids. Gene Ontology annotation, molecular function: metal ion binding. Lineage: Eukaryota; Fungi; Ascomycota; Eurotiomycetes; Chaetothyriales; Herpotrichiellaceae. The record is from RefSeq and is a predicted model, not a curated record. Gene Ontology annotation, cellular component: nucleus. The transcript is spliced from 5 exons.